Cynara cardunculus var. scolymus (artichoke) is the source of this 1454-nucleotide messenger RNA. Its product is annotated as RNA exonuclease 4. The coding region runs from base 233 to 1096 and encodes 287 amino acids. NCBI's taxonomy places the organism in Eukaryota, Viridiplantae, Streptophyta, Magnoliopsida, Asterales, Asteraceae. Gene Ontology annotation, cellular component: nucleus. Gene Ontology annotation, biological process: rRNA processing. Gene Ontology annotation, molecular function: 3'-5' exonuclease activity; nucleic acid binding. The transcript is spliced from 11 exons. The record is from RefSeq and is a predicted model, not a curated record.
GAACAACCAACACAAACACCACGACAGCACAAUCUCGAGUUCUGCCCUUGGACCGAGAGGAGUUCUACAGCCGUCCGCCGUCCGCCGUCUGCGGUCGACCUGCACGGCUUCCUGCACCAUCGACGCACCCUCAGCACCUACACCGUGAAGCUCAGUCCUCAAACAACAAACUCAAGUCUUCUUGAAGGGUUUUGUGGAAGAUAAAGGAAAGUGAAGAGCAUAAUCAAGUCAAAUGGGAAGAUCACCCGGUAAUGGAGGACCAUCUUUCCGCUUUAAUCAGGCCGAGAUAGAAACAUCUGAAGCAAGCCAUUUGAAGAAUUCUCGAUUGAAAAAUCUGAAGCAGCUCAACCCCAACUGGGCUCAGCUUUGCCAAAAAUUAGGUUAUGGGUCUGAACUAUCCUCAAAGAAAUCAGGAAAAGAGAUUCAAGAAACCAUAUUAGGAAAGCGCAAAGAGAGGUCCGAUAAGGAUGAGGCCAAUGAAAAUGAGAUGAAUGCUCUCACUCCUACCUCAUCAGAUUCAAGUAUUACAGAUGCGAUCGCCAUGGAUUGCGAAAUGGUUGGAGUCAGCCCUCUAGGAAACAAAAGCGCUCUUGGAAGAGUGACCUUGGUAAAUACGUGGGGGAACGUUAUAUAUGACGAGCAUGUUCGUCCAGUUGAACAUGUGGUUGACUUUCGUACAAAAAUAAGUGGCAUCCGACCCCGUGACUUGAAAAAAGCAAAGGAUUUCCGUGUUGUUCAGAAGGAAGUGGCGGAAUUGCUCAAAGGGAAGAUUCUUGUGGGCCACGCAUUGCGUAAUGAUCUUAAGGCCUUGUUAUUAAGUCACCCAAAGAAGGAUAUACGUGAUACUGCUGAGUAUCAACCGUUUCUGAAAGAAGGGCGUAGCAAGGCACUUCGACAUCUUGCAGCCGAAGUCCUUAGCGUCAAGAUUCAAAGCGGCGAGCAUUGCCCUAUAGAAGAUGCUCGUGCUGCCAUGAUGCUUUAUAUGAAGAAAAAGCGGGAAUGGGAAAAGAAUGUUAAGGAUAUCGUCAAGAUGAAACUAAAGCAGAAGAAGCGUAAACCUAAAAAAAGAAAGAAAGAAGGUUCACUUGCAUCUUAGAAUCAUCAUUUUUUUCAUUGAACAGAACUUUGAAGCUUAAACUUAUUGUGGUGGGUGGUGCCAUCAUGCGGUGGUAACCGGUGGCAUUUUCGAAAUGAAACAGUCUAAUCAUUUACUAUGAGGUGUCUCUAAAAGGCUCUUUUGGUCCAAAAUUUUGCUUUUGUUUCGGUUGUGUUUUUGUGUUCAUGGAAAAUAUUAGGAGUUGAGGAUAUGGUUGCCAGUGUGUGUAUUCAUGGAAAAUAUUAGGAGUUGAGGAUAUGGUUGUCAGGUUACAGGAGGAGAAAAAUAUGCCUCAAGAACCUUUUGGUUUUUGGAAGUCCCUUUGUAGUUUUUAUGGUAAUGGUUGUAUUUAUAAGAA